Messenger RNA from Helianthus annuus (common sunflower), 1129 nucleotides. Its product is annotated as probable membrane-associated kinase regulator 1. Gene Ontology annotation, molecular function: kinase inhibitor activity. Gene Ontology annotation, cellular component: plasma membrane. NCBI's taxonomy places the organism in Eukaryota, Viridiplantae, Streptophyta, Magnoliopsida, Asterales, Asteraceae. The coding region runs from base 1 to 912 and encodes 303 amino acids. The record is from RefSeq and is a predicted model, not a curated record. The transcript has a single exon.
AUGGGCCAUCACCAUCAUCACCGGAAAACCGGUAAAACCCCAAGAUCACUCCCUUCUUCCCCAACACAUUCUUCUUCAUCUUCUGAUUUUGAAUUCACUGUGUCGCUUUCGCCCCGAAAAUCAUCCGCAACGAAUCUCUGCCCGGCAGAUGACCUGUUUUACAAGGGCCAGCUUCUUCCCCUACAUCUUUCACCUCGUAUCUCCAUGGUCCGCACCCUCCUGUUGUCCUCCUCCUCCACUUCCUCCUCCGCCACCACCGCCCGCCACUCCUCGGAUUCGCAUUCGUCGUUUUCGACCGACGGAUGCUGCGACUCCUCCCGCCCUAGCUCUGUCACCGAUGACGACCUCCACCUCCACACCAAACUGGUUAAUCCGAAUUCGAAUAACGCUAGCAUCGUCGCCAACAACCACAAAAAACCGAAUAAGUAUUUCUCGUUAUCGAGAUUCUCAUCCGUCUUCCGUAAGGAAACGAAAACGUCGACGAGUAAAGUAGAUCCGGAUAUCAUGGUAUCCGGAUCUUCUGUCAAACGGAUGAGUGCGACAGCUAAAGAAAUGAUAAGAAAAUAUCUGAAAAAAGCAAGGCCGUUGUACGAGAAACUCUCGCAGAAAAGUGCCCCGUCACAUCAGUCGCCUGCUGAGACGACUAAAACUGACGGGGCCAGGAAGGAAAACGAUGUGAUUUCUCACUCGUUUUCCGGAAACCUUAGGUACCCGAGACGUAGAAGCUGCGUGUCAAGUUGCCCAUCGUCGAUGCGGUCAUCGCCUAGCCACUCGGGCAUAUUGUGCCACAACAGUGUGGUGCGAGGAGCCGGCGGCAUCUGCUCGAGCAACUCUUCUUCUAUGGAGGAACUGCAGAGUGCGAUUCAGGGGGCCAUAGCUCAUUGCAAGAACUCGAUGACUCAGAACAAGUAGAAGAUCAGAAGAACAAAGAGGAUAAUAAUAUCUGGAGUGUACAACUGCUUCAGCGCAAGGUACAAGUCGUUAACAGCGUCUGUGAUCUGGAUCUGACUGUUUUUAGUAGAUCGCUAAUUAAUUGAUAGUGCUUUAAAUUAAAAUUUGUAAACUCUUAAGAUUGUUUUUUGUGGACUUGUUUCAAUAACUUAUUUCUAAAUUUUAUUGGUUUUAGGAA